Messenger RNA from Callithrix jacchus (white-tufted-ear marmoset), 9531 nucleotides. RefSeq names its product solute carrier family 7 member 11 (gene SLC7A11). Gene Ontology annotation, cellular component: membrane. The record is from RefSeq and is a predicted model, not a curated record. Gene Ontology annotation, molecular function: L-amino acid transmembrane transporter activity. Lineage: Eukaryota; Metazoa; Chordata; Mammalia; Primates; Cebidae. Gene Ontology annotation, biological process: amino acid transmembrane transport.
CUUUAAAUCUCUGGGAAGAUCUGUUCCGAAUUUACUACUUCUGGAUUGGCUAAAAUCUCUUUAAAGUGUGUGCUUUGUUCUCUAAAAGGCUUAGGUCAGUUGAGCAACAAGCUGCUCCUGUUUUCGUAUUUUUUUUUUUUUUUUUUAGAAAAAAGGCUGAGUAAUGCUGGAGCUUUCUCGUGUGGCUGAUGCAAACCUGGAGAAUUUGCAUCAUCAUUUAGCUGUAGUAAGUUGGUGUGACAGGCAGGCGCUUAAAUACAAGCCCAUGAGGAAGCUGAGCUGGUUUGUAAUGAUAGGGCGGCAGCAGGAGCAGCAGCAGCAGCAGCAGCAGAGUGGUAGAACGAGGAGAUGGAGAACUGAGAGCACGAUGCGUACACAGGUGUUUCUGAGUAGUAAUUAGAUCGCUGUGAAGGACAAAGCACACCUUUGAGUUGUUACCUGUGAACGAAGUAGCUCUGAGAGAGACAGUCUGAAAGCAAAGAGGAAGACAUCAAUCAGUAACACCAAGAGACACCAAAGUUGAAAGUUUUGUUUUCUUUCCCUCUGGUUUAUUUCAACCCUGUGUGUCCCUACUAUGGUCAGAAAGCCUGUUGUGUCCACCAUCUCCAAAGGAAGUUACCUGCAGGGAAAUGUUAACGGGAGGCUGCCUUCCCUGGGCAACAAGGAGCCACCUGGGAAGGAGAAAGUGCAGCUGAAGAGGAAAGUCACUUUACUGAGGGGAAUCUCCAUUAUCAUUGGCACCAUCAUUGGAGCAGGAAUCUUCAUUUCUCCUAAGGGCGUGCUGGAGAACACAGGCAGCGUGGGCAUGUCUCUGACCAUCUGGACAGUGUGUGGGGUCCUGUCACUGUUUGGAGCCUUGUCUUAUGCUGAAUUGGGAACAAGUAUAAAGAAAUCCGGAGGUCAUUACACAUAUAUUUUGGAAGUCUUUGGUCCAUUACCAGCUUUUGUACGAGUCUGGGUGGAACUGCUCGUAAUACGCCCUGCAGCUACUGCUGUGAUAUCCCUGGCGUUUGGACGCUACAUUCUGGAACCAUUUUUUAUUCAAUGUGAAAUCCCUGCACUUGCAAUCAAGCUCAUUACAGCUGUGGGCAUAACUGUGGUGAUGGUCCUAAAUAGCAUGAGUGUCAGCUGGAGUGCCCGGAUCCAGAUUGUCUUAACCUUUUGCAAGCUCACAGCAAUUCUGAUAAUUAUAGUCCCUGGAGUUAUGCAGCUAAUUAAAGGUCAAACGCAGAACUUUAAAGACGCCUUUUCAGGAAGAGAUUCCAGUAUUACACGGUUGCCCCUGGCUUUUUAUUACGGAAUGUAUGCCUAUGCUGGCUGGUUUUACCUCAAUUUUGUAACUGAAGAAGUAGAAAACCCUGAAAAAACCAUUCCCCUUGCAAUAUGUAUAUCCAUGGUCAUUGUCACCAUUGGCUAUGUGCUGACAAAUGUGGCCUACUUUACGACCAUUAAUGCUGAGGAGCUGUUGCUUUCAGAUGCAGUGGCAGUGACCUUUUCUGAGCGGCUACUGGGAAAUUUCUCAUUAGCAGUUCCGAUCUUUGUUGCCCUCUCCUGCUUUGGCUCCAUGAAUGGUGGUGUGUUUGCUGUCUCCAGGUUAUUCUAUGUUGCGUCUCGAGAGGGUCACCUUCCAGAAAUUCUCUCCAUGAUUCAUGUCCACAAGCACACUCCUCUGCCAGCUGUUAUUGUUUUGCACCCUUUGACAAUGAUAAUGCUCUUCUCUGGAGACCUCGACAGUCUUUUGAAUUUCCUCAGUUUUGCCAGGUGGCUUUUUAUUGGGCUGGCAGUUGCUGGGCUGAUUUAUCUUCGAUACAAAUGCCCAGAUAUGCAUCGUCCUUUCAAGAUCCCGCUGUUCAUCCCAGCUUUGUUUUCCUUCACGUGCCUCUUCAUGGUUGCCCUUUCCCUCUAUUCGGACCCAUUUAGCACAGGCAUUGGCUUCGUCAUCACUCUGACCGGGGUGCCUGCAUAUUAUCUCUUUAUUAUAUGGGACAAGAAACCCAGGUGGUUUAGGAUAAUGUCAGAGAGAAUAACCAGAUCAUUGCAAAUAAUUCUGGAAGUUGUACCAGAAGAAGAUAAAUUAUGAACUGAUGAAUAUGAGAUCUUGGCAAUCUGCCCAAGAGAAGACACACAAUAGGGAUUUUUACUUCGUCUUUUGAAAAUCCAGGGAAUUCUAACUUUGGUGAUAAACUAAAGGAGUCAGUUAUUUCUAUUCAUAUAUAUCAGCAUAUUCAAACUAAUUUCGAAGAAAUUUAGUUCUAACGCUAUGUAGUUACAGAAAACGAAUAUGCCGUUCUAUGAGUUGCACAAUUCUUGAGUCUCUGAUACCUACCUAUUGGGGUUAGGAGAAAAGACUAACGGAAUAGCCAAUUACUAUGUGGUCAUUCUCUACAAUAUAUCUUAGCAUGGCAAAGAAAGUUCUCAUUGAAGACUGAGAUUUUUUCUGUGUAUAUGGGCUUUGUAAACAUGGUUUAUACAUCAUAGAUGACUAUGCUGUGAAAAGUGUUUUCAAUUCUGAAAGAAAAAAGGAUACAUCAUGAUUAUGGCCGAGAGGAAAGAAAGAAAUUUAUUUUACAUUGACAUUGCAUUGCUUCCCUUUAGAUACCAAUUUAGAUAACACUCCUGCUUUAAUGGAUUAUACCCAGAGCAUUUGAACAAAGGUCAGAGGGGAUAUGUUGAAUACAUUAAAGAGGAGUUUCUAGGGGAUACUGUUUAUGAGACACAUCCAGGAAUCAUGCUUGAGUAAAAAUCCUUGAGAAUUUAUUAUGUCAGAUGUUUUCUCUUCAUUAUCAGAAAGUUUUAUAGUCAUCUGUCUUUUUUUUUCCAAUCAGUUUGAUCAGGAAAAUAUGUAACACUUCUUAGAGGAAGAGUCAGUUUGGUAUUAAAUCCUCUUAAGAACAACCACCUGUUUCACUAAUAAUUUACCCCUGAUAAAUUAUAUCUAAACCUACGUACUUUUAAAUCUUCAAAUUACAUUGUCAACAUGAGAGAAAUCACUGACAAAGAAAAUGUCCAAAACAAUAGUCCCAUAUCUAUAAUCAUAUCUACAUUCAAUGUUAGUAAUUCUGAACAAUUUUUUAAAUUUAUGACUAUUUUUACAUAAUGAUGAAUUUUGACACUUUGUGCAUUUUCCUGAUACAUUUUAUAUUCUGUUAAAAUAUCUCUUCGUAUGAAACUGUCCAGAUUAAUUAGAAAAAGGCAUAUAUUGACAUAAAAAUUGAGAAGGAAAUGUUACUGCUAACUAGAACUUACAACUGAUGAUUCUAGAAAAUUUCCACCUCUAUAUUUAGGCUUUGUCAGUAAUUUCCACACCUUAGUUAUUAUUUAACUUGCAAAAGGGAUAAUUGAUAAGAAGAAACUUGAAAGGAUGAGAAACUGUGGAUGAACGUUUAUGUUCAGAAGACGUUUUUAUGCCAGUAUUAGAAAAUAUUGUGGGCUGGGCACUGUGUAUCACACCUGUAAUCCCAGUACUUUGGGAGGUUGAGACAAGCGGAUCACGAGGUCAGGAGUUUGAGACCGACCAGCCUGGCCAGGAUAGUGAAACCCUGUCUCUAUUGAAAAUACAAAAUUAGCUGGGCGUGGUGGCAGGCGUCUGUAAUCCCAGCUGCUCAGAAGGCUGAGGCAGGAGAAUUGCUUGAACCCAGGAAGGGGAAGUUGUGGUGAGCUGAGAUUGCACCACUGCACUCCAGCCUCAGCGACAGAGGAGACGCUAUCUAAAAGAAAAAAAAAAAAAAAAAAGGAAAGAAAAUAUUGUGAAACUUAUAAAUGAGAGAAAUAUAAUGAUGAAAUUAUUUAAACUGUAAUUUAUAAAUAUCUAAGAUAAAAUGCUUAGUCAUGGCCAAAGUAUAUUUCAUCCUUUAAUUUUUGUCUAUUUGAAAAUAAGGAGUUUUGAAAGAAUUAUACCAAUUAAAAUUAUUAAAGGCAAACAGAGUUCAUAGACAAUUGUCCAAAGUAGAAAUGAUGACUUACAAUUUGGAGCAUUUCCAAGUCAGUAAUUUCAAUUUUUGCUCUUGAAAACAUUUCAUAUAUAUCCAAGACUGACAUUUCUUUAGCCAAACCUAAAGAAAUGUUUGGGUCUUUAAGUGAAUUUAUAACAACCCCUUCCUUUCUUAGCACAGAGUUUUCAAAAUUUGAUUUAUAAUUCCUAUUUCCAGCAAACAUUGUUCAUUUGUCUACAUCUCUCCCUAUCAUAUGUUGCUUGAGGUAAGAAUUUCUUUUUUAUUUCUAUUUUUUUCCCAUAGUCUAGGUUCAUAGAAUUUAAACAAGAAACGUUUUCUGAGCUUUUUCUUGCCAAAUGAUAAAGACUGGUAAAGUCUCAUGGAAAGUUUGUGUAGUUCUUUGCUAUUCCUGGGGUUAAUGUGCUUAUAUUCACAGUGGCAGAUUGGUCUCAGCAUUUAAUUAAUUAAUUAAUUUUUGAUUUGAAUUUCUCUUUAAAAGUACCAAUUUAAAAGGUAACUAGAAUUAUUCUUUCUCUUACUUUCAAAAGUGGUUUUUGCAUUAUUAAAUUUCUCUGCCUUUGUAAUGCCGUUUUAAGCAGGAAAAAAGUCAAUCAGUAAUUAAGAAACAAAGUGAUGGAGAUUAAGUUGUAUUUUGGCUUAUUUUUAGGACACGUCAUGGCAAAACACAGAGUUCCUUUAAUCAGGAAAUCAGUAUUCAUAAUUUUCAUUCAAAACAGUAUGCAAAGCAGAUUCUAGUUCAGAAACUCUCCUGCACAUUUAUUUAUAUGUACAUUUUUAUAUAAGUAAAAUUUUUCUCAUAUUUUUAUAUUAUAUGCACAUCCAUACACACACAUACUACUACUACAUGUGCUGUACCUGUACUUUAUACCGUGCAUAUUCAAAUGUUUAUACACAUAGGUUUAUUAUAACAUGGAAAGCAAAGUUAAUGAAUAGUGUUUAAAAUAACUAAUCUACUAUUUUUUCAAUUUUGUAGGGAUGGAGUCUCAAAUAUUUAAUUGUGAUUUUAAAAGAUCGAGUAAAGACUGCUAAAGCUAAAACACAAUUUGAUUUUAAAAAGAAUGAUUCUUUUUACACAAUCACAAAUAUUUGCAGUACGUAUUUUCCUCAUGGUACUGUUUUGUCCCCAUUUAAAAGUAUUAGAUUAUAUUCCUUUGAACAAAUGAAAACUGAGCCAUUAGAAAUGGUUAGCUGAAAAUAAACCCUAUUAUUUUCCUUCUUUAGAAGAGUAAAGAUUUGUCCUAGGGAAGAUGACUGACUUCAGUUCCAAACAUGCAUAUGCAUUUAAACUGUAGCUCCUCAGCCCUGUGGACACAAAAUUAGGACAGCUUAUUAGGUUACACCUGCAAUGCAUGGUGGUUUCUCUAACACUAAAAUAUUCGGAUUGAAACAGAUUUGCUGUUUGUUUUAUGUGUCUGGUAAAAUUGUUUCUCCCUACUAUUGGAUAUAUCAGUAGAGGGUUAACAAGAGUAUAAUUACACAACAGAAUUCCUCAUGAACUGUAAUAAGUCUACAGGAAACUCAUUAUUUUAUCUUGAUUUGCAGAUGAAUAUACUGCUAAGAAAGGGAGUAACUCUGGCCUUUGUUAAAGUUGAUCUUUUAUAACUGAGGUAUAGGGUAUGAAAGAUAAAAAACUGAAGUUCAGAGAAUCAGGAAAUGAAAGAUAGUAUGUGACUGAAGGUAAUAAUAUUUUAAUGUUAUGCAAUAUAGUCAGAGAAAUAUUAAAAAUUAGUUGUCCGUUGUGCAUAGGCGGAUAUCCCAAGAAGCUAAUGAAACCUAAACUUCAGUGCCCCUCACUUAGACAUGCUCCGUUCGAGUUCCUGAAACUAAUUUUGCGUCAGGAAUUCUAUAUUAAUUUUGUUGAAGAAGACCAGCAAAGUUGUGUACACUUCUAGUCCCACAAAAUCUGCCUUGUCCCCAUGAGUACGGUAAAAUAAUUUCUGUUACUUUUUUCUAUUAGAAAUAAAUAUGGAGGAUAUAUUUUUUUAAAUUUAACUUAUGAGUUAAUUGGAAUAUCCAUAUAUAACAAGUGGCUUUCUCAUCAUAUAUAUGAUGUGGUAUAUAGGGAGAUAUUUUCACCUUCAUCAUAUUUUAUAUGCUGAUUCUGAAUUAUAGAAAAACAAUAAAUGGGAUUUUAAUUAUAGCUCUUUUUCUUAGUUAGGAAAGAAACAUAGAGAGAUGUGGGAUUUGAAUGCCCAUCAGUCAAGACAUUUUAUUUUACUUGAAUAUAUUCUUGCUUCACUUUACCCUCCAUAAUAUGUAGUACGUUGGUGCUGAUCAAGUUUACUGAGUUACAUUUUGCUUUCUUAACCAUUCAAAGUGAGGAGUUAAAAUAUGGCAUUGUGUAACUGGGAAGAAGCCCAUCGUGGAUAUAAACUAGAGUAGAUAAUGGGUCACCUUGAUAGCUUCUGUUUACAUUACUUGUAUAUGGGCAAAAUAAUUAUUACCUAUACAUGUAUUUAAGCUUAAUUUUCCCAUAAACAGUAUUUUUAAUCUGUGUUAAAAUAUAUAAUAUCUAAAAGUGUGAUCUCUAGGUACCCCUUAUUUUAUUAGUACAGUACCUAAAAAGAUUUUAAAAUAAUGUCUGAGAGCAUGAUGUUUAGGUAGUCCUUAGUUUAUUGGUACUGCUCUUAAAAAUGAUUUUUAAUAGUCAAUUUGGGGAGAUAAUUAUUUCUUCCCUUGUAUUUUCAAAUUAGUUGGUGUCUAAAAAUAAAUGUUUUGUCUAAUUUUAGAUCAGAUGUAGAUUCACAAAAGCAUAAAUCAUGAUCUCACAGGAAAUUCACCAAUUUUCCAUAUGUUGUGAGAUAAUUGUUCUUCCUUAACCUCAUAACAAUGAAUUUAUAUGAUUACCCAGAUUUUUUUAGUGUGAAUCUACCAAUUAGUUUUAUUUUCUUGGUAGUUAUUUUUCUCCCUCCUCUCUGUUACUAUUGACCUUAAAAUGUGCAGAAGAUGGUUACGAUCUCCUAAUAGCUAUCUGUUACAUGUGUGUGUUUCAGUGUACUUGAAUCAAGCAUACAUUUAUAGUAUAACUAUAACUGCCCUUACAGCUUUACAGCUAACAAUUCUCUCACAAAACUGUAGGGUGUCAGGCAUCUGAGAGCCAUACCGGGGGCCACACUUGUUUCGAAGUGAACAUGCUUCUUUUCCCUCAACGUGUACACUACUGAUUUUUUUUAAAGUAUGACUUUCAAGUGAAUUAAGAUAUUGGUUAGGAAACCUGCUUGCUAAGUCCUUAUUACCUCCUGUGGAAGCCUCAAAAAGCUGUGCUGAAAGCCAGAGGGGGAAAAAAUGAGUAAUGCAGAGGUAUCUCUUUUGCAGUGGUGACUGUAUUUCGAGUACCUUGUGUGACAGCGUAUUUUGUACAGCAUCUUGUGGGAAAACCUAUUAGGCCUUUUCAGGUUAAAGCUGUAUCAUUUGUUGGGUUGUGAGUGGUCUGACUUAAAUGUGAAUUAUAAAAUUAGACUUCAAAUAUUCCUACUAAUUAACUUUAUUAGAUGCAUCCUUGGAAGCACAGUCAUAUCACACUGGGAGGCAAUGCAAUGUGGUUCCCUGGUCCUAGGUUUGAACUGUCUUAUUUCAAAGGAUUUUUGAAUUAAUGUUUCCCUAGAAUUUCUCUUUCAUUCCAAAGUAGAAACAUACUUUGAAGAAAGAAACAGAUUGUUCCCAUGAAUGUAUGCUUAUACUCAACUAGAAAUGAUCUAUGUUAAAUGACUAUGUAUAUGAAUUAUUUCAAGUGCUAUCCCAUAGACUUUUCUUAUUGCUCGGAAAGAAAAAAAGCAAUGUAAAUCAUUAUGAUUAUUGCACAGACCACCAGAAUUCUCCAACAAUUUUGAGUAAUCUGAUCCUCUUCUUGGAGAAAAUUGUUACCUAAUAGUUUUUCCUUAUGAAUGUUAUUACUACUGCUAUAAAUCAAAUUUCUAUAAAUUUCCUACUUGAGCCUUAAGAACUGGGUUCUUCCUUUGAUGUUAUUCAUGUUCAGAAAGGAAAUGACAUUUUACUCUCUUAGGACAGUUCCUAGAAUCUAUAGUAGUAUUAGGAUAUAUUUUGCUUUAAAAUUGGUUAUUUUGAAUACAGAGAUCGGCCCCAAAUUUUUAUCUUUGCACAAUAGUAAUGAGUUUUCAGUAGUACUUCUCAACAUUUGGGAACUUCGCAAACAUAAGCAUCAUAUGUUUAAAGAGUGUAUCACUUAAUGCUACGAAAUAUAUUGUUUUUCUCCCUAUGCAAAACGGGUGAACAAAUGUUGCUGUUUUUUACUGAUAAUAAAUGUUAGCUACCUGUGAUUUUAUAAUGCACAUGUCAGAAAAAGGCAAGACAAACAGCCUUUUGUACUGAAUACUUGGCAAACUUAUUGGGUCUUAAUUUUCUGACAGGAUUUGACUCAAUAUUUGUACAGCUUGUGUAGAAUGGAUUAUGUGGUAGUGAUGCACUGGUAGAAAUUGUUUGUAGUUAUUGACUCAGAAUUCAUCUCAAGAUGAAUCUUUUAUGUCUUUUUAUUGCAAGUAUAUCUGAAUUUACUUUGUUGAAAUGGCUUUAGAAAGCUUUGUCUAAAAAUUUGGCCUAGGAAUGGUAACUUCAUUUUCAGUUGAUAAGGGGUAGAAUAAUAAUAUAUGUGUUGUUAUGUUUAUAUUAACAUAUUAUUAGGUACUAUCUAUGGAUGUAUUUAAAUACCUUUCAUAUCCUGUGACAAGCAUUUAUAAUUUGCAGCAGUGGAAUCCAUUUAGCCCGGUGGGAAAGUCUUGGAACUCAGGUUACUCUUGAGGGUUAUGCUGGCAGCCAUCUGUUUGAUCUGUGCUUAAAUUGUAAUUUAUAGACCAGCUAAAUCCCUAACUUGGAUCUGGAAUGCAUUAGUUACGACCUUAUACCAUUCCCAGAAUUGCAGGAGCAUCAUGGGUUUGAAAAUAAAAGAACAGAGAGAUCCAGGUGAGAAAGAGUGAUCCUCAGUAUCCUAACUGGUCCUCAACUCAAGCAGGCUUCUUCCCUCUGGCAUUAUGAUUAUGAAACUUAGUAAAGGGGUUGUGUGUAUUUUAUACAAAUUUAAUACAAUGUCUUAUAUUGACUGAUAAAUUCUUAAAGAGCAAAACUACAUUUUCUUUCUGCAUCUACAUUCUAAUCAUAUUAAGAGAACUAAGAUAUUUAUGAAGUUAAAUGGUGCAGAGAGACUUUCAUCUGUGGAUUGUGUUGUGUUUCUUAAGGUUCCUUGGCACUGAUGCCUGCACAAGCAUGUGAUAUGUGAAAUAAAAUGGAUUCUUCUCUAGCUAAAUGAUUUCCCUCUGGGGAGAGUUCUGGUGCAGCAAUCACAAUGCCAGAUGGUGUUUACAGGCUAUUUGUGUAAGUGGUAAGAUGCUAUGAAAUAAGUGUGUUUUCAUCUUAUGAAAACGAUGCAUGUGCUUUUGUAUGGAAUAAAUUUUGGUGCAAUAUGAUGUCCUUCAACUUUGCAUUGAACUGAAUUUUGGUUGUAUUUAUAUGUAUUAUAUCUGUCAUGCUUCUAGUUGCUUCAACCUUUUUAUAACCAUUUUUGUCACAUUUUUACUUGAAAAUAUUUUAAAUGGAAACUUAAAUAAAGAUUUGAUAGUUUACAUAA